UUCUUGCUUAUAAACCUUCUUUUCAUCAUGUUGGCUGUUACGUUCCAAAAGCCAUACGAAGUCGCUGUAUCCACCGUAGAGAAGCCUAAGAUUCAAGAGCCUACCGAUGCGAUUGUCAAGGUAUCACUAGCCGGUCUUUGUGGAAGCGAUCUACACCCUUACCGAGGAGCCGAAAAGGGUUUGGAUCCCAUGACGAUUAUGGGACACGAAUUCGUAGGUACCAUUGUGGAAGUUGGAGAACAAGUUAAGGGCUUCCAAGUGGGAGAUCGCGUUGGGUCUGGUUUUACAACAUGCUGUGGCGAAUGCUGGUAUUGUAGCCGUGGAUUGACUUGUCGCUGCGAGAAGGGUCAGCUUUAUGGAUGGAAAUCGCAGGGCAAAGGGUUGGAAGGAGGACAAGCAGAAUAUGUUCGAGUACCGCUAGCAUCUGGUUCACUGCUCAAGCUCCCCGAUACCAUCGAAGACGAAGAAGCCAUUUUACUUGGAGACAUUCUCAGUACUGGAUUUUUCUGCGCAAUGAAUGGAUUUUCAGCGCUUACUGAGAUGGAAGCGUCGGAAGCGGUUGUAGUUGUGAUUGGGUGUGGACCUGUAGGCAUGCUUGCGUGCAUUGGAGCCAAGGAAUAUGGAGCCAAGCAAGUGUUUGUGGUUGACAGCGUGAACGAGCGACUCCAAGUUGCCGCAGAUCGAUUUGGAGCAACACCUCUCAAUUUGAGUCAAGAUGUUGAUGCGGCGGUCAAGUCAGCUACAGGAGGACGAGGAGCCGACAUUGUACUAGAGGUGGUGGGGCAUUCUAGUGCUCUUGAGCUGGCUUAUACUGUGAUGCGACCUGGAGGUGUGUUAUCUUCUGUAGGAGUGCACACUGCACCGACUUGGCCAUUUACGCCGGGCGAUGGUUACGACAAAAACUUGACUUAUAGAAGUGGACGAUGCCCUUCAAGAGCCAUGAUGGACAAGCUUCUUCCUGUGUUGAUAUCCAAGAAAUAUGCCGUAACCUCCAUCAUUAGUCAUAGAGUACCCAUUACUGAUGCCGUAGAAAUGUAUAGAAAGUUUGAUGGCAGGCUGGAUGGAUGUACCAAAGUAGUCUUCACCAUGCCCUAGGGCUAAGGCCGGAGAGCUGAAGCGGAAGCGUAAAGAUAUGCGGGAGCACAAAUGAGUCCUAGAUGGUAUGGACCACUUUGGCCACCAAGGUUUUUUACAAUGCUGGCCAUUGACUACUGGACGACUGAAUGGAAAUAAAAUUUCGCAACAUUGUGACGCGUGCCUGAAGGCAUGGUGAAAAUUGUUAAAAGUGUCCAACGCGUUAGGCAAGCUAGCAUCUAUUUUUU
Molecule: messenger RNA, 1322 nt
Organism: Umbelopsis ramanniana AG
Lineage: Eukaryota; Fungi; Mucoromycota; Umbelopsidomycetes; Umbelopsidales; Umbelopsidaceae
Exons: 4
Coding region: 28-1095 (355 amino acids)
Molecular function (GO): zinc ion binding; oxidoreductase activity
Source: RefSeq, a predicted model, not a curated record